AUGCUGCUUGGGCUGGUUUGGCGCUCGCAGGUGUACGUGGUGAGGGAUGGUGGCUUCCGGCAGCCGGCCUCAGUGUGGGUGGACAGAUCCGCAGGGUCUUUUCGGAAUGAUGGUUUGAAAGCUUCUGAUGUCCUUCCCAUCCUAAAGGAAAAAGUGGCCUUCGUGUCUGGGGGCCGUGAUAAGCGAGGCGGACCCAUCCUGACCUUCCCUGCUCGCAGCAAUCAUGACAGAAUAAGACAGGAAGACCUGCGGAAACUCGUGACCUAUUUGGCCAGUGUGCCAAGCGAGGACGUGUGCAAACGUGGCUUCACCGUCAUCAUCGACAUGCGGGGCUCCAAGUGGGACCUCAUCAAGCCCCUUCUCAAGACGCUGCAGGAAGCCUUUCCAGCCGAGAUCCAUGUGGCCCUCAUCAUCAAACCCGACAACUUCUGGCAGAAGCAGAAGACCAACUUUGGCAGCUCCAAGUUCAUCUUUGAGACAAGCAUGGUGUCCGUGGAGGGCCUCACGAAGCUGGUGGACCCUUCCCAGCUAACCGAAGAGUUCGAUGGCUCCCUGGACUACAACCACGAGGAGUGGAUUGAACUACGACUCUCCCUGGAGGAGUUCUUCAACAGCGCUGUGCACCUGCUGUCCCGCCUCGAGGACCUGCAGGAGAUGCUGGCCCGGAAGGAGUUCCCUGUGGAUGUGGAAGGCUCGCGGCGGCUCAUUGACGAGCACACACAGCUCAAGAAGAAGGUGCUGAAGGCCCCCGUGGAGGAGCUGGACCGGGAGGGGCAGCGGCUGCUGCAGUGUAUCCGCUGCAGCGAUGGGUUCUCUGGGCGCAACUGUAUCCCGGGCAGCGCCGACUUCCAAAGCCUGGUGCCCAAGAUCACCAGCCUCCUGGACAAGCUGCACUCCACCCGACAGCACCUGCACCAAAUGUGGCAUGUGCGCAAGCUCAAGCUGGACCAGUGCUUCCAGCUGCGGCUUUUUGAACAGGACGCCGAGAAGAUGUUUGACUGGAUAAGCCACAACAAGGAGUUAUUCCUCCAGAGCCACACAGAGAUCGGCGUGAGCUACCAGCAUGCCCUAGACCUCCAGACGCAGCACAAUCACUUCGCCAUGAACUCCAUGAACGCCUAUGUCAACAUCAACCGCAUCAUGUCCGUGGCUUCCCGCCUCUCUGAGGCCGGUCAUUAUGCCUCACAGCAAAUCAAGCAGAUUUCCACCCAGCUGGACCAGGAGUGGAAGAGCUUCGCGGCUGCCUUGGAUGAACGAAGCACCAUCCUCGCCAUGUCUGCAGUGUUCCACCAGAAGGCUGAGCAGUUCCUGUCGGGAGUGGACGCCUGGUGCAAGAUGUGCAGUGAGGGGGGCCUGCCCUCCGAGAUGCAGGACCUGGAGCUGGCCAUCCACCACCACCAAUCCUUGUAUGAGCAGGUGACCCAGGCCUACACAGAGGUCAGCCAGGAUGGCAAAGCCCUGCUGGAUGUGCUGCAGCGGCCCCUGAGCCCCGGGAACUCUGAGUCCCUCACAGCCACUGCCAACUACUCCAAGGCGGUGCACCAGGUGCUGGAUGUGGUGCAUGAGGUGCUGCACCACCAGCGGCGGCUCGAGAGCAUCUGGCAGCACCGCAAGGUGCGGCUCCACCAGCGGCUGCAGCUCUGUGUCUUCCAACAGGACGUGCAGCAGGUGUUGGACUGGAUUGAAAACCACGGUGAGGCCUUUCUCAGCAAACACACCGGGGUGGGGAAGUCGCUGCAUCGAGCCCGGGCCCUGCAGAAGAGGCACGAUGACUUCGAAGAGGUGGCUCAGAAUACCUACACCAAUGCGGACAAGCUCCUAGAAGCCGCCGAGCAGCUGGCUCAGACGGGGGAAUGUGACCCCGAGGAGAUCUACAAGGCAGCUCGACACCUGGAGGUACGCAUCCAGGACUUUGUGCGCCGGGUGGAACAGCGGAAGCUUCUCCUGGACAUGUCUGUCUCCUUCCACACACACACCAAAGAGUUGUGGACAUGGAUGGAAGACCUUCAGAAGGAGAUGCUGGAGGACGUUUGUGCGGACUCAGUGGAUGCGGUCCAGGAACUGAUCAAACAGUUCCAGCAGCAGCAGACCGCCACUCUAGAUGCCACGCUCAACGUCAUCAAGGAAGGCGAAGACCUUAUCCAGCAGCUCAGGGACUCGGCUGUGUCCAACAACAAGACGCCCCACGGCAGCUCCAUCAGCCACGUCGAGUCAGUCCUGCAGCAGCUGGACGACGCCCAGGUGCAGAUGGAGGAGCUGUUCCAUGAGCGCAGGAUCAAGCUGGACAUCUUCCUGCAGCUGCGCAUCUUUGAGCAGUAUACCAUCGAGGUGACGGCAGAGCUGGAUGCCUGGAAUGAGGACCUGCUCCGGCAGAUGAAUGACUUCAACACGGAGGAUCUGACGCUGGCCGAGCAGCGGCUGCAGCGCCACACGGAGCGGAAGCUAGCCAUGAACAACAUGACCUUCGAGGUCAUCCAGCAAGGGCAAGAUCUGCACCAGUACAUCAUGGAGGUCCAGGCCUCAGGAAUUGAGUUAAUCUGUGAGAAAGACAUCGAUCUGGCAGCCCAGGUGCAAGAGCUACUGGAGUUCCUUCAUGAGAAGCAACACGAAUUAGAGCUCAACGCAGAGCAGACCCAUAAGCGACUGGAACAGUGCCUCCAGCUGCGGCACCUGCAGGCCGAGGUCAAACAGGUCCUGGGAUGGAUCCGCAAUGGGGAGUCAAUGCUCAACGCCAGCCUGGUCAAUGCCAGCUCUUUGUCCGAAGCAGAGCAGCUGCAGCGGGAACAUGAGCAGUUCCAACUAGCAAUCGAGAAGACGCACCAGAGCGCCCUGCAGGUACAGCAGAAAGCUGAGGCACUGCUCCAGGCCGGCCACUAUGACGCCGACGCCAUCCGGGAAUGUGCCGAGAAAGUGGCCCUCCACUGGCAGCAGCUCAUGCUGAAGAUGGAAGACCGGCUAAAACUAGUCAACGCCUCUGUGGCAUUUUAUAAAACUUCUGAACAGGUCUGUAGUGUCCUGGAGAGUUUAGAGCAAGAAUACCGGAGAGACGAGGACUGGUGUGGCGGACGGGAUAAACUGGGACCAGCAGCAGAGAUCGACCAUGUCAUCCCACUCAUCAGCAAACAUUUGGAACAAAAGGAGGCCUUUCUUAAGGCCUGUACCCUGGCCCGGCGGAACGCGGAGGUGUUCCUCAAGUACAUCCACAGGAACAACGUCAGCAUGCCCAGUGCCGCCAGCCACACCCGGGGACCUGAGCAGCAAGUGAAAGCCAUCUUGAGCGAGCUCUUACAGCGGGAGAAUCGUGUCCUGCACUUCUGGACCCUGAAGAAGCGGCGGUUAGACCAGUGCCAGCAAUAUGUCGUGUUUGAGCGCAGCGCGAAGCAGGCGCUGGACUGGAUCCAAGAAACAGGUGAAUAUUACCUCUCAACACAUACCUCCACGGGAGACACCACAGAGGAGACUCAGGAACUGCUGAAGGAAUAUGGAGAAUUCAGGGUGCCUGCCAAGCAAACAAAGGAGAAGGUGAAGCUUCUGAUUCAACUGGCUGAUAGCUUUGUGGAAAAAGGCCACAUUCAUGCCACAGAGAUCAGGAAAUGGGUGACCACGGUGGACAAGCAUUACAGAGACUUCUCCCUGAGGAUGGGAAAGUACCGGUACUCUCUGGAGAAAGCGCUAGGCGUCAACACAGAGGACAAUAAGGACCUAGAGCUGGACAUCAUCCCAGCAAGCCUUUCAGAUCGUGAGGUCAAGCUACGGGACGCCAACCACGAAGUCAAUGAAGAGAAGCGGAAGUCAGCCCGGAAGAAAGAAUUCAUUAUGGCUGAAUUGCUGCAGACAGAGAAGGCUUAUGUGAGGGACUUACACGAGUGCUUGGAGACCUACCUGUGGGAAAUGACAAGCGGUGUGGAGGAGAUCCCCGCUGGGAUCCUUAAUAAGGAACAUGUCAUCUUUGGCAACAUCCAGGAGAUCUACGAUUUUCAUAACAACAUCUUCCUCAAAGAGCUGGAGAAGUACGAGCAGCUGCCUGAGGAUGUGGGACACUGCUUUGUUACCUGGGCAGACAAAUUUCAGAUGUACGUCACCUACUGUAAAAACAAGCCUGAUUCCAACCAGCUGAUCCUGGAGCACGCAGGCACCUUCUUUGAUGAGAUACAGCAGCGGCAUGGUCUGGCCAACUCCAUCUCUUCUUACCUAAUCAAGCCUGUCCAGAGGAUCACCAAGUACCAACUGCUCCUGAAGGAACUUUUAACUUGCUGUGAAGAAGGGAAGGGGGAGCUCAAGGAUGGCCUGGAGGUGAUGCUCAGUGUCCCAAAGAAAGCCAAUGAUGCCAUGCAUGUCAGCAUGCUGGAAGGGUUCGACGAGAACCUGGAUGUGCAGGGAGAGCUGAUUCUCCAGGAUGCCUUCCAAGUGUGGGACCCAAAGUCGCUGAUCCGGAAGGGGCGGGAGCGGCACUUGUUCCUCUUUGAGAUCUCCUUGGUUUUUAGCAAGGAGAUCAAGGACUCUUCAGGACACACGAAAUAUGUUUACAAGAACAAGCUACUGACCUCAGAGCUGGGUGUGACUGAGCACGUAGAAGGUGAUCCCUGCAAAUUCGCCUUGUGGUCUGGACGCACCCCCUCCUCAGACAAUAAAACAGUACUGAAGGCCUCCAACAUAGAAACCAAGCAGGAGUGGAUCAAGAACAUUCGAGAGGUGAUUCAAGAAAGGAUCAUUCACCUGAAAGGAGCUUUAAAGGAGCCGAUUCAACUCCCCAAAACACCAGCCAAACAGAGGAACAAUAGUAAGAGGGAUGGAGUGGAGGAUGUUGACAGCCAAGGGGAUGGAAGCAGCCAGCCAGAUACCAUCUCCAUCGCUUCCAGGACCUCUCAGAAUACAGUGGACAGUGACAAGGAUGGCAACCUUGCUCCUCGGUGGCACCUGGGACCUGGAGAUCCUUUCUCCACUUACGUUUAG
Enhydra lutris kenyoni (northern sea otter) is the source of this 4953-nucleotide messenger RNA. RefSeq names its product kalirin. The transcript is spliced from 34 exons. NCBI's taxonomy places the organism in Eukaryota, Metazoa, Chordata, Mammalia, Carnivora, Mustelidae. Gene Ontology annotation, cellular component: cytoplasm. Gene Ontology annotation, molecular function: protein binding; guanyl-nucleotide exchange factor activity. Bases 1 to 4953 code for a protein of 1650 amino acids. The record is from RefSeq and is a predicted model, not a curated record.